AUGUUCUUGUCUCUUUCUUCCACCGCUCCUCCGGCUCCAGUGUCUGCAACCAGUUCUGUCUUCGCCCCACGCAGCAGUGCGCCCGCUGCUUUCAGUCUUGCCGUCGGUGGCGUCGCUACCAACCCGCCCACCAAUUCCGUUGUUCGGAUGGUCAAGGAUAUGACAGCGAAUAAGGCGAGGGUGCCCAAGCCACUAGCCGACGCGAUAGUCAAGGUGGUUAAGGAGGCUGUGGAUCCCUCGCAACUGGCGCAAGCUAUUGCGAUGACCGAAGACUCAGCUAUGAAGGAACUCCUCAUUGUUAGUGCAGCCAAUCUGACCAGCAAGGUUCUGGAUGGCAUGACAAUCAACAAUAACGACCGCAAUCAAGAGAUCUGGGACAUCCAACCCAGCCUCAAGCUUGCGGAGGAGGAGCUUUUUCAAGGGACGGGCUCAAAGCUGAACGAGGCGCUGCUGCAAAACCAGAAGAUUAAGCAUCUGCAGAACGAGAUUGACUCACUUCGGGAGUGGUUGAAUGAGGUUGGACUGGGCCAUGCUGAGGCCAAGCAGGAGCUUGAGGAGACUCAGUCCAAGUUGGAGAGAACGCGGGCGAAGCUGGUGAAGAGUCGUCGUGAGCUUGCUCAAGUCAAGGGGGCUUUCAGGACGAUGCAUGCUGCUUUGGAGAAACAGGGGAUCAAGAUUGAUGUUUGUCUGGGAGAUGACGAGGGAGAUGAGUCGGAAGAUUCGGACGAGGAUGAGGAGGACUAUGGGGACGAGGAAGAAGAGGAGGAUGGCGAAUAG
Podospora anserina S mat+ is the source of this 777-nucleotide messenger RNA. RefSeq lists its product as uncharacterized. Bases 1 to 777 code for a protein of 258 amino acids. NCBI's taxonomy places the organism in Eukaryota, Fungi, Ascomycota, Sordariomycetes, Sordariales, Podosporaceae. The record is from RefSeq and is a predicted model, not a curated record. The transcript has 2 exons.